Ornithodoros turicata is the source of this 3674-nucleotide messenger RNA. It is a transcript of the gene FucTB, whose product is annotated as alpha-(1,3)-fucosyltransferase 10-like. The transcript is spliced from 6 exons. NCBI's taxonomy places the organism in Eukaryota, Metazoa, Arthropoda, Arachnida, Ixodida, Argasidae. Gene Ontology annotation, molecular function: alpha-(1->3)-fucosyltransferase activity. The coding region runs from base 175 to 1581 and encodes 468 amino acids. Gene Ontology annotation, cellular component: membrane. The record is from RefSeq and is a predicted model, not a curated record.
GCCCAGGGCAGAAACGAUAAGCAGCUAUCGUUGUUAAUUUUCAAAGCGCGGCUUUUCUCAUAUGCUGUAGUAACACUAGCGAAAGGUACAGCGUAAGUCAAGUCACAUAUAGCACAUAGCACACAGGAAGCUCUUGAAUAAAUCGCAGAAAUCUAAGUUUAUGAUGGUCACCACAUGUGGCGCGCGAUACCAUCGGUGGUAUGGCGACGAGGAUGGAAAGUUGUGAUGGUGGUUCGUCCAGUUUCUUGCAAUUUGAAACGAUUUUGGGGAAGGUUAGCUGUAACUUCAGCGUUUCUUAUGCUGCUAUGCGCCACCUUAAAACUCACGAUAAGACCACUACUUGAAACCGAAACUGGCGGACUACAACACGAAAGUUUUGAUAACAUCACCAGUAUCGAGGAACCGGUCGUCCUGUGGUGGACUCCGUUCACGAAGCAAGCCGGACAGUCCCGGAAAUGCGGCAAGCAUCGGUGCUACUUUACCGAAGACAGGCGGUUUUUACACCAUCAACACCUUUAUGCGGUUAUGUUCUACGGAAGCGAGCUCAGCGUGGGUGACCUCCCUCUCCCUAGAAACAUCCAACAUGACUGGGCACUGCUUCACGAAGAAUCGCCGAAAAAUAACUUCCUAUUCUGCAUGGCCAGUGUCAUGUCAUGGUUCAACCACACGGCUACCUUCCGAAGAAAUUCAGACUUACCCCUGACGCUUCAGUACCUGACGGGUGUAGACGACCUUGCGAGUAAGAAGUUCUUUCGGACUACGGAAGAGAAAAACUGGGCAACGCGCAACCAGAACCUGGCUCCCGUGGCCUAUGUCCAGUCGGACUGCGACACUCCCAUCCAACGAGAUGCCUAUGUCCAGGAGCUCAUGAAGCACAUUGCUGUGGAUUCCUACGGAAAAUGCAUCCACAAUGCAGACCUGCCGUACGAGCUGAGUGACGCAAUGCAAGCCAUGGAUGACGAACGCUUCUGGCAUCUCCUGGCACGCUACAAGUUUCACCUGGCAAUCGAGAACGCCAUCGCGGACGACUACAUCACAGAAAAACUGUGGAGGCCCCUUGUGGUGGGAUCUGUCCCCGUGUAUGCGGGAUCCCCUUCCGUGUCAGACUGGCUUCCGAAUGGACUACAGAGCUCAAUCUUGAUUGCGAACUACAGCACUCCUCGCCAACUUGCUGAAAGGCUAAAGGAGAUUGAUCGCAACGACUCUACGUACGACAGUUUCCUAAUGCAUAAGAAUCGAGGUGAAGUGGCAAAUGAGAUGCUAAAGGCUACGCUUCAAGCUAGAACCUGGGGAGUGAACAACGAACGGGAGAAGCCGAACUUUGUAGAAUUAUUUGAGUGCCUCGUGUGUGAGAGGGUGUGGCACAGGAGGGCCAACACCACGGCCAGAUUCCAAGCCGACAAAAGCCACUACAGCUGCGAUGCCCCGAAAAGCUUGUUGAAGGAGGGCAAGGCCAGCUGGUGGAAUGACCGGUACAAACAGGCCAUUUUUGAAGCUCAGGCACUCGACCACUUCCUUGUUCGCAACAUGCAUUUCAAAGAUACAGACUUUGAAAACAAAAUGCAGGAAAUCAUGCAUUAGCCAUUACUUAAAACCUGUUUUGUUGGUUUAAAACAGACUGGCAUUGAAAGGGUCAAAUGGUUACACGCCGAAAUUACUGUUACUUUCUGCUCAUUCUCAUAAGGUAGACCUGUAGUGGUGCAGUUGCAAAAACAUUCAAGCAAUGCAAACCUUUGCAUUGGUCUGCAUAAGUGGUACACUGCCCCCUGCCUACAGAACAAAAAUGCUGUGACAAAUACGCACAUUACCACGUCAAAAGCGUGUUGUGUCAGACUUGCACGUCCCACAGUCGUAUCAAGAAACAGAAAAAUUGCUGAGCAACGCAUAUUUGUCUGGCAAUGAGCUACUUGUGUGAUUGAAGGGAAACCUCCAAACAUCCUCCUCAACACACAGUGCACUUGUUCAGAGAACUCGACGUGCCACGAACCUUCGGAAUGUUCUGUGUCGGACACACUCUCUAAAUCCACUUGCACCUGGCAGCUGUGGAAACGAUUUGUACACGUAUUCCUGCAGAAUGCGCAAUGCAUUAAAAGCGUUCUCGGAUGUGGCACUAUGUCCAUGUCCUCUUCAGAACGGUCCCAACAGUGAAACUAUUUAGCAGUCUUUAAACAAGCAAUGACGCAUGUGGUAACACCAUAGAUGACUUGGGAGUUCAAUAACCCAGUCCCCUUUGGAACGUAACAGAACCACCAAAAAAGCGCAAAUCUUAUGGAAACGAAAACUACAAUGGUGGUAAUGGAAACACACAAAUAAAUAUGAGUCAGUCAAGGAAGUACAGUCAAACUCCUUUAUAGCGAACACCUUUUUAACGAAAAUACCACUACAGCGAAAUUUUUUUGCGGUCCCGCUGGAGCCUAUAGGUCCAAUAAUGGACAUCCUUUUUAACGAAAAUACCUUUACUGCGAACUUUUUUUGCUGUCCCCUGAGCUUCGUUGUAAAGGAGUUUGACUGUAGUAACAGAAACUAAACAGACACUUUUCCAUAAAACAUACAUAGAACACCGGUUUCCAUGCCCGGAAACAAACCCGUUGUUUACCAUUUGUGCCACGUGUAUUUUCCUACAAGUGCAAUAAUCGUUUGUGCAUAUCUACCCAAUAUCCGCGCGGAUACAGAUGCACCAAUUUCAACUGCGGAUGUGAUGGCAGACCUUACAUGCGCUGGUAUCGUGAGAAUGUGGAUUACCAUGUCAAUGCUAUCCACACUCGCCCUUUCCCAGUACCAGUUAAGUACGAGAGCACUCCACACAAGCAGCACGUUUUUCAGUCGCACAAGUUUUUAUUUUUUUUAAAGCUCUCUCUCUCUCUCACACUAGAUUGGUUGCUUUCUUUUUAACUUACAGCUAUGAAGUAAUCAUCGUUUUUUACCAUUCUCAUAUAAAAACAGCUGAUGAUGAUGGAAAAACAGCAUACUCUUUGAGGAAAAGGGGGGCGGGAGAGUGUUUACAAAAGAAAAGGACUAACGUAGGGCACCACCCGCGAAACAGGAGGGGGGCGCUACUGCUUUUGAGUCACUGACGCACUCCAUAUUUACAAUGAAUAGUACACACACGCAUGUGCGUGCUUCUCCGAAAGACUGUUUAAAAAAGGACAGGAAACGUGCACAUUUCCCUGGCAGAACAAAGUGCACUACGAAGGUUGGUGGCAGCAAGGGUGCAGGGGGGGGAGGAAAAGGAAGUCAGACGCUUUUCAUCUCGCAAAAAAAUAAGAGAAUUGUAGAUCUGUACAGGACCGCACAAGAACGGGUCAAAAGAAAAAAAAAAAAAAAAACGCCCUCGGAUGAUUCUGAGUGGUGGUGGGGUGAGUGUGUGGCAGAGCUCACCAAGCAGACUCCGCCGACACACAGCGCUCUCCUUUCCGGGUGUCUCCCAAACAACGCGUGAAUUCCGAGAUCCAGCUCUUAACUCAUCUUGUCUUUUCUUUUCUUAAACGUUUGGAAUAUGUACAAGAAAUAUAGCUCGUGAAUAAAUAGUCACUAUAACGCACGUCCCAUUUGUGGAGGAGUGGAAGUUAAGGGUCAGUUCCUCCACCGCAUUCACAAAUGCACGUAGCGGAGGAAGUUUGGGACACUCAACGGGGAGCACGAUGCGCAGUCCGGGGUAAAAAAAGAAAAAAGAA